Paramuricea clavata is the source of this 1350-nucleotide messenger RNA. The record is from the annotation of a GenBank genome assembly. NCBI's taxonomy places the organism in Eukaryota, Metazoa, Cnidaria, Anthozoa, Malacalcyonacea, Plexauridae.
AUGUAUGAACAAGGUCCAAUGAUUUUUCUUUUUGUUUGUAGAGAGAUUACGCUGACUGCGAGUUGCUUUGAUGGGAAAAGGCAAUUGCUUGAUUCACUGAGAUCAAAUUUUCCUGGAGGAACUAUGAACUUGGAGAGCCAUGGCAGCAACAGCAUUAUCUUGACAUACUGGCAAUCGCUUUUGGAAGAUUACAGGAAUGUUUUCAACAAAAAAGAUGACGCUACAGCGAGAGUAGUCAAUAGCACGUCACAUUUUGGUCAUCAAAACAUUCCAAAUUCCAAUUAUUAUUGGUUUCUUGAGCCUGGGGUAAGUAUUCGACGUAUAUUAUUAUUUGUAUUCAAAGAUAAUAGCCGGGUUAGUGUAUUUUAACCUUGUAUAUAACACAUAUGGCAGGCAUUUACUGCAUGAUGACUAAUGUUUUAAAUAUUAAAAAAGUCAAGCAUGUAUAUUCUUGCAGCUAAUAUAUCUAACAUUGCAAACAUAGAGAGGAUACAUUUCAUAUACAAAGAUCAGAAAAAAAAUGCUUCCAAAUUUGUUGGUCUUAAGCCGGUUUUCCACUUGCAAAUUUUUUCGUGCAAAGCGAAUUUUUCUUUUGUCUUUAUCCAAUCAGACCAAAGACAAAUGAAAAAUUCGCUUCGCAUGAAAAAUUUCGCAAGUGGAAAACCUGUACUUCAUAGAUAAUUUUCAUUAACCUAUAUUCGACAAAACAUUGUAGAACAAAUUGCAUCCAUUAACCAACAUAUGUAUUGACCAUUGUUGAGAAAUUUUUAGUGUGUCCUCACACACGCAAAGGUAUAUAAUCAAAUGCCUAUGGCUAUAAUCACAAAAAAUGAGGUCCUAUAGCCACAACAUUUUACAUAGGCAGCCCAAAGGCCAAAACUGUGUUACACUGUGUGGCAACACUCUCUUAAGCUCUCUGGUUUUUCGAAAAUUGUUUGCUUUUAAAUUAUAGUUUUUGAAUAAACUACAUUUCAAAUUGUUUCUAACCAUUUGGUGAUUUCACUUGUUUAAUUUUGGAGUUGUUUUGCAACAUAUUUUUCGAGAUAUUCUGCACGAAAUUUUGUGUGUUGUAAUAUGUCUCGCCGCACAAAGAACAGUAUGUCUACGCUUUCAGAAGCUGAUGUUGAAAAGUUUGUGGCGGAAUUGUCCAGCACAGAUGAAGAUAAAGAACAAAUUUGCCCAACAGAGAUGUCUGACCAUAAAAACCAGGAUGAAAAUCAUAGAAGCGAGACUUGUGGCAAAACAAACGAGCGAAAAUUAAGCGAGCAUGUGCUUGAUGUUGCUGGUAAAGACGAAACCGAAGUCGACAGGAAACAUUCAAUGUCAGAACCACAAAGUGAUUAUAAAUGA